CAAUUUCGUCUUCCACAGAGCUAUAGAAGCAAUACCGGUCAUGGCUGUCAGUGGAAUUUCAAGUAGGGAAGUUGGCAGCUUACACAAUCUUGUCAAGUUGGUUGAAGAAGGAACUGCAAUUUUGCGUGAAGCUUUACCUGUUAAUCCCUACGAAGAGCACUUGUUAGCAAUGUUGGUUUACCACAUUGCUAAAUUCUGCUCUCUCAUUGCUUCAAGAACACCCAAUCCCAGCUGGGUGACUGCUACUCUCCUGAUCUGUUCCACUCUCAUUGCUUUCGAAGCCAUCUUGUGGGUCGUGGCUGAUCACUUCUUGUGCUUCGUCACAGCCAAUGCGAUUCUCUUAUUCAUAGCAAUGAUAUGCUACUAUAAGGACAUUCACAGCCAAAGGACUCGCCAAAGUUGAUGCUGCUGCUCAUAAGGUUGGUUGGUUUAGACGACAUAAAAUUAUUGAAUAUCACACGUCAUGCAAUGCUUGUCAAUUCAGUUAUAUUAGCAGGAUUCCUUCUUCCUCCUUAGAUUUUCACUUACUGUGCUGUGUGUUGUGACAAAACAAGACAAGAAAUUGGAUGUUUACUAUUGUUCUGUUUGGUGAGUUUUCUUUUUCUUUAGGGUGUAAUUUUUCCCGUUUACAGUUUACAAAUUGUUGAAUGCGAAUAAUGG
Messenger RNA from Arachis duranensis, 660 nucleotides. RefSeq lists its product as uncharacterized. The coding region runs from base 41 to 403 and encodes 120 amino acids. NCBI's taxonomy places the organism in Eukaryota, Viridiplantae, Streptophyta, Magnoliopsida, Fabales, Fabaceae. The transcript has 2 exons. The record is from RefSeq and is a predicted model, not a curated record.